Messenger RNA from Lentinula edodes (shiitake mushroom), 1629 nucleotides. Its product is annotated as chaperonin Cpn60/TCP-1 family. Gene Ontology annotation, molecular function: ATP-dependent protein folding chaperone; ATP hydrolysis activity; ATP binding. Bases 1 to 1629 code for a protein of 542 amino acids. Gene Ontology annotation, biological process: protein folding. Lineage: Eukaryota; Fungi; Basidiomycota; Agaricomycetes; Agaricales; Omphalotaceae. Gene Ontology annotation, cellular component: chaperonin-containing T-complex. The transcript is spliced from 11 exons. The record is from RefSeq and is a predicted model, not a curated record.
AUGUCAGAACCUCAGGCGGUGUAUGCUACUGACGAGUAUGGCCGCCCUUUCAUCAUCGUCCGGGAACAAGCAAGGAAAACGAGAUCUCAUGGUGUAGAGGCAAUCAAGUCCCAUAUACUUGCAGCACGGACAGUAGCCAAUAUUAUCCGAACAUCAUUAGGACCGAGAGGCCUGGACAAAAUUCUGAUAACUCCUGACGGAGAAAUUAUCGUCACGAACGAUGGAGCAACUAUCCUAUCACAGAUGGAGGUAGAGCAUCAGAUUGCAAAACUCCUCGUUCAACUAUCUAAAAGUCAAGACGAUGAAAUUGGUGAUGGCACAACUGGCGUCGUUGUACUUGCUGGUGCUCUCUUGGAGCAGAGUGAAGCUUUACUCGACCGUGGAAUCCAUCCAAUCCGUAUUGCAGAUGGUUUCGACCGUGCUUGCAAAGUCGCGGUCGAAGAACUAGAUCGUAUCUCAGAUCGUGUCGAAUUCUCGAAAACCGAUACUUCCAACCUUCUCAAAACUGCCAUGACAAGUUUGGGCAGCAAGAUUGUCUCUAAAGAACAUCAACAGUUCGCUCAGAUCGCCGUCGAUGCAGUUUUACAAGUUGCAGACCUAGAGCGUCGUGAUGUUUCUUUCGACCUCAUCAAAGUGGACGGCAAGGUCGGCGGGUCACUGGCCGACACAACGCUCAUCAAGGGUGUUCUCCUUGACAAAGACAUGUCUCACCAACAAAUGCCUCGAUCUGUAAAUGAUGCCCGUCUUGCCAUCCUCACAUGUCCGUUUGAACCGCCACGUCCGAAAACCAAACAUAAGCUGGAAAUAUCGAGCGUGGAUGAGUACAAGAAGCUUCAAGCAUACGAGAAGGAGAAAUUUAUUGACAUGAUCAAGCGGGUGAAGGACACUGGCGCGAACUUAGUCAUUUGCCAAUGGGGUUUCGAUGAUGAAGCCAACCAUCUACUGAUGCAGAAUGAUUUACCUGCGGUACGAUGGGUUGGUGGCCCCGAGAUCGAGCUUAUUGCGAUCGCAACACAAGGUCGUAUUGUUCCUCGGUUCGAAGACUUGACUUCUGCCAAGCUUGGCAAAGCUGGUAUCGUCAGGGAGGUCUCAUUUGGUACUACUAGGGACAAGAUGUUGGUCAUUGAGGAGUGCGCGAAUAGUAGAGCCGUGACUAUAUUUGUUCGUGGUAGCAACAAAAUGAUCGUUGAUGAAGCUAAGCGGGCUUUACACGACGCGAUUUGUGCCGUGCGCAACCUCGUCGUGGACAACCGGGUCGUUUACGGCGGAGGUGCUGCUGACAUUAGCUGUUCAGUCGCUGUUGCAAAAGCUGCUGAUGAGAUUCCAACUAUCGAGCAAUACGCUAUGCGCGCCUUUGCCUCCGCUCUCGAUGCAAUUCCUUUAGCACUGGCAGAAAACAGUGGUCUAUCUCCUAUAGAAACUCUGGCGGAUGUCAAGAGUCGACAAAUAAAAGAAGGAGACUCACACAUUGGUAUUGAUUGCAGUGGGAAGGGAAACAAUGACAUGAAGAAUCAAUUUGUGUAUGAUCCUCUCAUUUCCAAAAGGCAGCAGUACCUGCUUGCGACACAACUUGUGCGCGCGGUCUUGAAAAUCGAUGAUGUUAUUACUGCUGGCGAGGCUGAAGAGUAG